Molecule: messenger RNA, 1586 nt
Organism: Chroicocephalus ridibundus (black-headed gull)
Lineage: Eukaryota; Metazoa; Chordata; Aves; Charadriiformes; Laridae
Gene: RAD51AP1
Product: RAD51 associated protein 1
Exons: 9
Coding region: 78-1058 (326 amino acids)
Biological process (GO): double-strand break repair via homologous recombination; interstrand cross-link repair
Molecular function (GO): double-stranded DNA binding; single-stranded DNA binding
Source: RefSeq, a predicted model, not a curated record
ACCGGCACCGUGUGCCCCGUCCCGCCCCCACGGCCCUCGGCCGCCGCGCGCCGCCCGCCCGCCCUCCUGCAGCGGCGAUGGCGAGGCCGGUGAGGAGGAACAAGAAAGUUGUCGAUUAUUCUCAAUUUGGGGAUUUGGACGAUGAUGAUGAAGACUUUGCAUGUAUAGCUGCACCUUCAAGCAAAAAAUCCAGAACACAGCUCAAGGAUCCAAAGAAGGACAAAAAAGAGAAGCAAAAAAAGCCACACAUAGAAUUGACUUUGUCACAAAAGCAGACACCUUGUAAAAGGAUAUCCUUGGAUGACAAACUUUAUCAAAGGGAUUUGGAAGUUGCCUUAGCCUUAUCCGUCAAAGAAAAAUCUGCAAAUAUCCUUGAGGUGCAAAAUUCAGAAGAACAAGGUAAGAAUAUUGAAUCAGAAAAUGUACACAGGAGACCCCCUUUUUCCAACUGCAGUGUAGACAGUGAACUUUUAGGUCUCAAUCAGGUUAUGGAUGACGAUGUACCCAGGGGUGAUGGUAGGCAAGGGAUAGCAGCAUCUAAAGUCUCAGCACAUCAGAAGAAGUUACUGACCAUUGACAGUGAUGAUGAAGGACAUGCUACUGACUCUGAGCCAGAGUCUGUACCUAGUGAGGAUUCAGAAGAAGAUUCAGAUUAUAGUGAAGGUGGUGAUGAAGACUUUGCUAUGGAAAAGAAAAAAGCCAAAGGAAAUAAAAAGAAAACCAGGCAAAAGAUGCCAGCUGAAAGAGAGAAGAAAAAUCUGAAGUCCAAGAUUAAUACUACAGCGUCGCCUGUAGUUUCUCCUUCACGGAUAAUGGAACAAAAAUCUGAGCCAACACAAACAAAGAUGUCCAGUUCUUCAGCACCAGUUGGGAGGCCUUUACAUACAUCAAGUCCUGUAACAGACAAGAAGCCUAAAUGGAUACCACCAGCUGCAUCGGGAAGCAGUAAUAACUCUAUGAAGUAUGUUUCGUUUAAGUCACCUCCUCAGUGUCUUAGACUCGGCCUCUCCAGACUAGCAAGAGUCAAACCAUUGCAUCCCAGUGCUACCAGCAGUUAAGUGGUCAGUGACAAGGUGCCACGUGAAGGAAAAGACUUUGGAAAGUGUUUUGCUUAUAAAUACACGGUGGGCAGCAAAAGCUUCUGUUUUGGAGGACUCUUGUUUAUGUACAUGUCUAAUACUAUAAUGAGUUUUUAUUCUGCAGAAUGCUAGGCAUCUUUAAGUGCUACUGAAUAAUAGUGUUAUUUAAUCGAGGUCACCAGCUCUUCAAUUUAGUAUAUUCAGAGAUGUGGGUUUGUGAUAAUUUUAAUUCUCUGAUAUCUAAACUCUUUGCAUUAAAAUAGUCUAGACAGCACUAUGUCAGUUACAGAAUUUGAUAUCUCAAAUGGUUUCUCAACACAAGUGAAAGUCACAGUUUAAAAAAUAAUUCUUGGAAGUGUUAAGUUAUCACUUUCCACCCCCUUCUUGGAAAGUUUGUCACCACUCUCAAAAUCUGUUAAUGUUUGCAUAUUUUAUUUGUAGAUUUUAAUGGAUUUUUAUGUAUUAUAGAUAAAAAUGUUUUUUAGAAUGUUGUAUUUUUUAAAAGCU